CAUUCAGUGAAACACUCGCAAGACAAACGCGACGACUCGACGACACGACGACACGACGACGACCCGACGGCAGUAACGCUGUAACGCGUGUGGAUGCGGGUGUGGACGCAUAGGGUUGGGACUGGCCUGUCUCGUCACGUGCAGGUGGCUUGUGCUGGGCAGCCCUUGAGUCGGGAAUUUUGGGGGGUUGUUCGACAACAGACCGCCCAGAUGGCCAACGCGGCGGCUGCACAGGCCACCCGCAAGUCCGGUGCCGAGGCUCUGGCGCAACUGCGCUUUGAUAACAGCGCGCUGCGCGAACUCCCUGUGGACCCUGAGACCAAAAACUUUACUCGUCGCGUCUCUGGAGCAUUCUACUCCCGCGUUGAACCGGCUCCCGUCGAAAACCCUCAAGUGGUUGCACUGUCCUGGCCUGCUCUUGAGCUGCUGGGCCUCACCGAGGCGACGGUACAAGUUGAUGAUGACUUUGUCGCCGCAUUUGCUGGCAAUGUUCCCAUCCCCGGAGCCGAGUAUGCCGCACACUGCUAUUGUGGCCAUCAAUUUGGUUACUUCUCCGGUCAGCUCGGGGAUGGAGCCGCCAUGUACUUGGGCGAGGUCGUCAAUGAGCGCAAUGAGCGCUGGGAACUUCAGUUCAAAGGUGCUGGACUGACCCCGUUUUCGCGACAGGCCGAUGGCCGCAAGGUUCUUCGCUCCUCAAUCCGAGAGUUUUUAUGCUCAGAGGCCAUGCAUGCCCUCAACAUCCCCACGACUCGAGCGGGAUCCUUGAUCACCUCUGACACGCGGGUGGUCCGCGAUAUUUUUUACACGGGAUCCCUGAUCCAAGAACGAGCCACAGUCAUUACCCGCCUUGCGCCCAGCUUCCUGCGCUUUGGCUCUUUCGAAGUAGUCAAGGAGAAGGACCCCAAGACAAUGCAGGAAGGCUCCAGCCCGGGUCAAGUGGAACUCACCAAGAAACUGCUCGACUACCUGCUUGCACACCACUUUGCCGACAUCUGGUCCCAGGAUAGCUCGCCCGAGGACAAGUUUGCUGAAUUUCUGGCCGAGGUGACGCGACGGACCGCUGCUCUAGUCGCCCAGUGGCAGUGCGUGGGCUGGUGUCACGGCGUGCUCAAUACAGACAACAUGAGCGUUCUUGGCCUGACCAUCGACUACGGGCCCUUUGGCUUUAUGGAGCAGUAUGACCCCAACUUCAUCUGCAACCGCUCCGAUGAUGGAGGGCGUUACGAUUACCAGUCACAGCCCGAGAUUUGCCGUUGGAACCUUCACCGCCUCGCCGAUGUACUCGUACCCCAUCUUCCGCUCGAGCGCGCCCGCGAUAUCAUUGACAGGCACUACACCCGCACCUUUGAGCAGGCUUACAUGGAUGGCAUGCGAGCCAAGCUGGGGUUGUUGUAUCCUCAGGGCGAGGAUCAAGAGCUCAUCAAAGCCCUUUUCACCGUCAUGGCCAAGACAUCAGCCGAUUUCACCAACACUUUCCGUCUGCUGAGCCGUUUCUCCAUCGACGACCAAGGCCGGGCGCUUUGGCCUGCCUUGCGAGAGCAGUUGUAUCCACUGGAUGUUCAACGGCUGUUGAGUAAGCCACGGAUCCCCGAAGACCAAAUGCGGCAGCUACUGGCCAUGCCUCAGCUGGCCGAGAUGAUUGGCCUGGGGGCUGGCGUCCUAAAUGUGGAGCAGCGCAAGUCGGCCCGUUUCAAAGAACUGCAACAACAGACGCAAGAAGCCAUGGACGAAGAUAACCUGACGCAUUGGCAACUUUGGUUCAACAAAUAUGCUGCACGCCUGCAGGUCGACAAUGACACGGCUCUCAAGCAGGACCAGAUGGCACGCGAUGCCGUCGAAUCACGUCGCCGACAGGUGAUGGAUGAACACAACCCAUCCUUUGUAUUGCGCAACCAUGUGGCGCAGACUGCCAUUGCCAAGGCUGAGCAGGGCGACUUUUCGGAAGUGCAGCGAGUACUUGAGGAACUCCGCCGUCCCUUUGCUGAGCGCGAGGAUUUACAGCGCGCCCCGCAAGAGCAGAAACAUGGUUUCAGCGCACCUGCCUUCACCGAUCCGCAUCAGCGCGCCGCCGAGCGCCUCCACAGCAUGGCUGGGUUGCCCUUUGUCGACCUCGUCUUUUUGGCGGGCGUCAAGGAUCCGGACGGAGCUGAGGCGCCGAACCAGCGGGGGCAACGCACCUAUCUGGAAGCUUUGGUCUAUGCCCUUGAACGUGCCGAUGGCGAGCGGACCAUGCGUUGCCUGGCCUUCAUAUCUCAUCUGCCGCUCUGGUACCAGCAAAGAGCGGCCCUGCGUUACGUCUAUGAGCAACCCGUCCGUGCGCAAGCCAAACUGCUCAACACCAUCCUCAGCCUGCGCGUCUACAGCCGCCUUUCCAUCUACCGCCCCCCCUUGGCCCUCUUGCAGGCCCCUUUUGGCGUGAUUGACUUGCUACUGCAAUAUCUUUGCCCCCGAGACGUUGUUCACAUUGUGCUGCACGCCGUCCUAGGCCGCAAGAUUAUUGUGGCUGGCCGCCACAUGACAGGCGUGGCUCACGCUUGUGCAGCCAUCCAACAACUGAUGUAUCCCCUCAGUGUGUGGUCUGUGUUUAUUCCCAACCUUCCGCGACACCUGGUGGCCGACGUGACGCCGAUCCCGUCGCAAUACCUUGUGGGCAUUCACAGUGAUGACUUGCCUUUGGCCGACGUGGGCGACGGCAUUGUCGUCCAACUGGACGACUCACAGCUGCAGGGCAGCACAGCGAUGGAUUUACCUGCGCUUCCCGAAGUGGAACAGCUCAUCCUCGACGUGCAGUUUGCUCAGGCGUACACCACGGCCAUCAACCAUGCUACCACAUCCCACGAGUACCUUCGCUUUGACGAAGCAUACAAUGCCUUUGGCCCUGACAGCUUUGAAAGUGACAUCGCUCGGCGAGGGGGUGACUCGACCGGCACGCAACACUCCAGUGCCGAUGACAAGCUGCAAGCCGUCCUGCUCGCCAUUGGCGAGGGGAGCCUCGGCGCUCGUGUGCGCUGGCUCUUCCUCCGCUUUUGGACCAUGCUGCUCAAGGACUUUUCACAGAUGUUUCUUUUCAUUGGUGACCCCAUGCUCGUGCAAAAGGAUGAGCAAAGGGCUCCCAUCUUCAAUCAGCGCUGCUUUCUCUACCACGAACGGGUCGGCGCAUUACUGAAACAGCCUCUGCAUUUCUAUAUCCAGGCCUUGUGGGCCGUGCUUGUUUUGCUUGCAUCGCGCGCGUUGCCCGGGAGCUCACGCCGCCUGGUGCUGUCUUUCUGUGGUGCUGCCCAGUGCAAGAACGCAGCUUUUAUGCAACCUUUUGACCUGUUUCUUCGGUCGUACAUGCAAGGCAAGGAGGCGACCGUACCCACGGUCCUUCACCUGUUUGCGUGGACAGCGCUGCAGGAAGCCCCAAACACGAGCGUACAGCUGCAGCUCGACCGCACUUUGCCACAGACUCCCGUCGAGGACCCCAAACUUCCACAUCACGCGCCAGGCGAGGCAAACUUGGCCGAUGAUGAUUUGAACAAGCGCACACCACUGCGCCCCCCACUUCGCGAAGGCCACCGUCACUACGACCAUGCCCUUUUGCGCACCAGCUGGGAGCGGGCUCCGCAGUGCGUGCGCGACUUUUUGCAGCUGAUUGUGGCUGACGCACGGGUUGCUGAUCUGGAUACGUGGUACCGCGCCAAUCUGACCGAGUUUCAGGCCUCCGUUCAAGAUGAAUACGUGGCAUAUGGCGUUGCCCGCCGCUUAUGGACCCUGCAUCACCGUGACAAGCUGGCGACAAGCUCUGAAUCCAAGCGGGAGUUUGCACUGUCAGCGCGCAAGUUUGACAUCCUACUCAACGUCCUACACACCCUCUUAAAUCAUGCACCCCCCGAUGCCAGUCUCAGCGCGGCUGAAGCUGGUAGCGCCCCUCUGCAUCGCUACAUCGCGGCCCGCAGCUGGGUUGACCGCGUGGCUGCGCAUCUAGUGCCUGUCAUCAAUGGUUACUCGUACCGAGACACACGAAGCGAUCGACAGCUCUUGUCAGACCAGUUCUGGCAUCACCCCCUCUGGGACAGCAUUGAGUUUUGGGUUGACACCAUCCUCCAUCAUGUGGAAACCGCUCACUCCGAAUGCCUACGAGCUGGCGGCUCGGAGGAUCUGGUGACCGACUUUUCCAAUGCAGCCCGCGGUGUCAUUGCUGAGUUUGUCUUAUACAUGCACAACCUUGGGGUCGCGAUUGAAGUCAUCCGCCGCGUGGUCCAAGAAACGGCCGAAUUUUAUUGCAAGCUCGCGCCAUCCUACGUCACCACGCUGGAGAGCAUCAUCCCUGCGGAGGCUAAGCAGCGCCAGGCUCGUCCAGGCCGACCUUCCCUGCGCCAUCUUAGCCUUAGCUAUCACCGCAACUCGCUGGUGGUUGAUGUAUUUGAUGACCCGACUGCCAUAGCGCUUCUGCCGGACCGUGCGGCCCUUCUUUUGCCGGCUGAAUCUUCGACCUUUGGCUAUUUGGGUGUUACCUUGUUGUACACACAUGGGCGCCGUUGGGCUUGCGCUACGGGCAAUCUGCAUAUCACCAACUAUCGCAUCCUGUUUACCGGAUGGGCACAGAGUGCUCAAGAGCGCGGUGACCACCGAGUAUACGCCAGCGACAAUCUUCAACGCCGCAACCUGCGUUCGACUACAAGCUCACAACUCUCCCCGGUGGCCGAAGAGGGCACGUCAAAAUCCCCCUCUUCAAUCAGUGCGCAAGAGCGUAGUGAUGGUCCCCCUCGUACCUCAACGCCUGUGACCAGUCGGACCAACAGUCUGUCGCGCUCCUCAUUUCCCACUUUGGGCCUGUCCACGGAGGAUCUGGAUGAAGAGUAUGGAUCAGAUGACGAGCUUGAGGAUCAGAUGGAUAUUUCUGAGUUCUGGGCGCCCACGGACAGUUUUGCACCCGUGGUUCUCAGCAUGCCCUUGGCGGCCGUGGCCAACAUCAAUACGUUCUCGAUUGACGGAAUGGCACACCAGCGGGCGCGACAAUGGCACACCAAGGGCAUAGUCAUACUCGGCAAAAACUUUCAGACCAUGCGGCUUACCGUUGACAAGGUUCAUGCUCCUGUGCUGGCGGAUAUCGAAGGCAACCUCCACCGCGUGCUUGAACGAGUCAAUGACCAGAAUUCAUUUGCGAUGCACACCUCGACCAAAAAGAAUCAAGCUGAUGUCAGUCUAGCAACCCCUCCCUUCUUGGUUGAACUCUUUGAGCUGCGCUGCGUUUCAUGCUUGAUCAAGCCUCACGCGCAUGCUCUGUCGGGCCGGAAAACAGUGGCUUCGCUCGAGACGAUCCACCGCAUUGUGGUGGAAGGCUUCCGCCGCAAAUCUCGAAUGAUCUCCACGACAAGUGACGGCUCAUCUCGCGACUCCAGUUUCCAUAGUCUUGUGAGCACGCUUUCGGCCACCCAUGCCGGCGAGCACUCCUUGGACGAAACCAUCGCCUCGGCAUUGGCCGUAGAUGCAACGCGUCAGGACACGUUAUUUUCUGACUUUGAUCGCAUGAACAUCCUGGGCGUUGACCAUUCCUCGGGUGUCCUUCCUGGUUGGCGGGCAGUACCCAACCACGGCUUUCGCAAAGUGCACAGCUACCCUGAACUGUUUUUGCUGCCUGAUGCCUUGGACCCGAGCGAGGAAGCGGGUGCCAUGUCCGCUUUUGUACAUAACCGCAUCCCCAUCCUGCAGUGGACCAAUGCGACAACGGGUGCAGCCAUCCUCAUGGGCGCUGCAUGUGCGCAAGCCUCCUGCAGCAGCGUGCAAGCAUUCUAUCGCGCCCUGCUGGAUCUGCGCGUCAAGCCGGUCCGAGGUCAAAACGCGCAGGGAUCGCAACGCUUGAUGGAUUUAAAGCUGCAAAAGCUACCCGUGUCCAAAGGGUCGGAUGCGCAGCCGCAGAUAGUUGUGCUAGGAGACAAUGCUAGCACCCAAGAUCCACAAAUUCCCGGCGUCACCUUUAUUGAUGUGACCAUGGCAUCACGCCCUCUAAUCACCAGCGUUGCCACUAUUCACGAGAUGGCGCGAGAACUUUCGGUGCUGGCUGCCGGACUGGACACGGGAAGCUUCUGGCGCGACUUGGACAAAAUCGGUUGGCUGACACAGGUGGCCGAUUUGCUCCACUGGUCCAAUGUCAUUGCCGACUUGUGUACCGAAACACACGCGGUUGUUGUGAUUGCCAUGGAGCAUGGGUGCGAUGCCGCCAUGCAGUUGACGAGUUUGGCCAUGCUGCAACUGGACACCCAUUAUCGCCAGCUAGAUGCCUUCAUGGCGCAUAUCAUCAAUCGCGUGUGGAUUCAGCACGGGCAUCCAUUUGCGGCACGCGCCGGCCUCGUGGCCGCCAAGCCGUCUCCCCGCAGUGCCGAGCUGUCGGGCGUUGCGGGACUACCUGCCCCAACUUUUGGUCUGUUUUUGGACUGCGUUUAUCAGAUGUUAUCACAAUUUCCGGCCCAGUUUGAGUUCAAUGCCGAGCUUUUGGAGGCAAUCUUUCACCACAGCUACUCUGCCCGCUUUGGCAACUUCCUAUGCAACGACCAAGCUUACCGAGAUCGACUUGGUAUCGAUAUGGACGACCUCUUUGCGUUUGUGAUGGAUGCUCACGCCAAAACACCGCAAUAUGCCAAUCUGAUGUACAGUGCCUGCAACGCGCACGUUCUCCGCACCAACGCGGCGCUUCCCAUGAUGCAGCUGUGGCGGCAGGUGUACAUGCCCACACCCGUGCUUGCCACAAACGAGCAGGCCGGAAAAGGCAGUUGCCCGGACCAUGUGUGGCAGGCAGCUCACGAGCACGCGAAAAGCUGGGACCAAGCACCAGAGGGCCACUACGUCGGAUUGUGGAACGUCUUGCGUGACUUGGCUACAGCACGAGGCGUGGACUGGGCGGUUAUUUGGGCACAACGGCAGCCGGCAACGCCCAGCGCACCGCCCACGCCAGAUUGGCGGCUCAAGGGCUCUAUGCGUGGCCUCAACGGCCGCUUACUAACGCGCUCAACCGUGCGCUCUAAGCGGCGGCGUCAUUCGUCUUUUGCCGUGCCACAGAUCCGGCGCUUCUUCUCCUCCGACUCGGUUGACGUUGAGGACGAGGUUAUUCACGAAGCGCUGGUAGAGGAUGCGCCAGAGGUGACCAAUGCCAUCUUUUAUGACGUCGAGCUGGAAGGUCAAUCUGGAACUGGCCCUCCAGCGCGUGAAUUUGCCGUGUCUCUCGUCAAACAGCGAUUGGGCAAGACGUUCCUUGUGGCGGGCAGCUUGUUUGUGCACGCCAUCAUUGAGUUUUACCCGCACAACCACAGCCGCAGCGCCUCCUUUGUUCUUACCCACAACUCCCACGUGGAAGUUAAAGAUCAGCUGCGCCGCGGUGAGGGCGCGUACCUAAUCAUCCGCGUGGCCCCACGACACUCGCUGACCUUUUUGUUCGAGACCCCGGCCGACCGGCGCGCGUGUCACGAGGCUCUCCUGCAGUGCAUGCAACAAAGCGACGCCUAAACAAGGUCGCGCGUCAUCGGCUCGAGGCUUGUCCUCAAGUGCCAACUAAUUAUGGGGCCUGCGCUUUCAAUCUUCUCUGCCAUCAUAAAUAAUACCCCUCCUAAAUAAACUCCAUACUACUCAGUCCAGUGUCGAUCAGUUGAGAUUUGAACU
Monosiga brevicollis MX1 is the source of this 7635-nucleotide messenger RNA. RefSeq lists its product as uncharacterized. The transcript is spliced from 45 exons. The record is from RefSeq and is a predicted model, not a curated record. NCBI's taxonomy places the organism in Eukaryota, Choanoflagellata, Craspedida, Salpingoecidae. Bases 94 to 7482 code for a protein of 2462 amino acids.